AACGGUAAAGGAACAAUCCGAUUCGAUUGUCAAUUGACUUUAGUGUGGUGUAGAUCGGCGAAGGCUUCAGUUCGGUUUGUGCUCUGGAUCGUCAAGAUGAGUUCAGCAAUUCGUGCGCUUAUGCUAAUGGUGGCACUGCUGGCUGGGGCAUCGCUGGCGAUCAAAUGCCCGCCGGAGGAUAUGCUGGCAGAAGGUGGGCCACGCCGUGUGAUUCUCGAUCUGGACGGAGGUGGCGAUGAUGCUUGGGCACUGGUGAUGCUGUUGUCCAACGAGGCAGAGUACAACAUUUGCGUGCAGGCCGUCACUUGCUCGCACGGCAAUGCUCGCGUAUCGGACGUGCUGGUGAAUGUGUUGCGCAUACUCGAUAGUAUGGAUCGGCUAGAUGUGCCGGUGUACGUUGGAGCCAGUGAGCCACUAAUUACGCCGGGGCCGAACCGAAACACUUCUCACUAUUUCUGGGGCAACAAUGGCUUUGGAGAUGUCGAGUUUGACAGUCCAUUCGUGGUGGACUCGUUGGUGUCGCUGCAUGCAGUGGAGGCGAUGAACGAACUGUUUGAAAAGUACCCCAACAAGAUCACAUUGCUCGCUGUUGGACCUCUGACGAAUGAGGCGCUGCUCUACAAAAUGUAUCCAGAGACGAGGGAUAAAAUCGGUGACUUGUACAUUCUGGGUGGAAACCGUCAUGGUGUGGGCAAUACGGCACUGGCAGCCGAGUUUAACUUCUUCCGCGAUCCAGAGGCAGCCCAUAUUGUGCUGAACAACUCGCCCAAGAUCGUGCGCGUGUUUCCAUGGGAAACGGUCCUGCUGCAGACGUUUACCACCAGAUGGCGCUUCGAGACGUUCAAGCACACGACGAACCCUGCCGUAGAGCUGCUGAACCAGGUGGAAUAUGUAGUGUACGCGCAGGAAGAAAUAUGGACCCCGUGUGAUAUGUAUGUUGCGGCGAUCUUCCUGAAUAGCAGUAUUCUCCAGACGGUGAAGACGUAUCGCGCCGAGGUAGAGCUGACGGGUCGGGUGACCAGAGGAAUGAUGGCCAUACUGCAUCACGUAAAAGACAGCAGUCAGCACAAUGUGGCCGUCAUAGAUGAAAUUGAUACGGAAGAAGUGCAGCGCAUGUUGGUUGCAUUAAACCUCAAGUAGCGGUUUGUAACAUUUGUUGUAGCAAGACGCUUCCAGGGACAGGAUACAGCCAAGCAGCGCAAAAGGAGGCAUCCAUUCGUAUCAUUUUUAUGUGCGAUGAAUAAAUUGCACCAGCUACUAAUUAAAUGAUUUACCAUCCGGAACGGUAGCAUACGAGUGAA
Molecule: messenger RNA, 1301 nt
Organism: Anopheles coluzzii
Lineage: Eukaryota; Metazoa; Arthropoda; Insecta; Diptera; Culicidae
Product: pyrimidine-specific ribonucleoside hydrolase RihA-like
Exons: 3
Coding region: 97-1140 (347 amino acids)
Molecular function (GO): hydrolase activity, hydrolyzing N-glycosyl compounds
Source: RefSeq, a predicted model, not a curated record